AUGAAGACCUUCGUCGCUGCCGCCGUCCUCGUUGGCGUCGUCGCGGCCCAAUCUCUCUCGGAUCUUCCACCAUGUGGUCAAACCUGCAUCAACAACAUGCUCGGACUCGCAGGAUCCUUGGGCUGCCCCGAUGUCAACGGUUCCCCUGAUGUCGCUUGUCUAUGCAAGAAUCAGAACUUUGGCUAUGGCAUUCGCGACUGCGCAACUCAAGCCUGUCCUGGCGGUACCGAUCUGACUCAAAUCAUUGCCUUUGGUAACAGCUACUGUGCCUCGGUUGCUUCCACUGUCUCCGGUUCUCUCGCCGCCACCUCUGCUCUGACUGCGUCUGGUACUGCUACUGGCCCUGCUGGAUCUGCAAGUGGUGUUUCGACCUUGUCUGGCGGUGGUGCUGGCGGCUCCGGUUCUGCCACUGCGACUGCGACUGGAAGUGGAAGUGCAACUGAAUCUGGCUCUGGUGGUGCUGGGGUUUCUUCCACACCGGUCUCGACCGAGACGCUCUUCAGCACUUUCACCACCGAUGGAAGCACAAUUACGAGCGCAAUUGGAACUUCGACCAUCUUUAGUGCCAUUGGUGGUGCAGCAGGCUCGGCCGCUUCCGGUGCAUCCAGCGCUGCCUCCGGUGCGUCGUCAGGUGCUUCGUCUGUUGCAUCUGGCGCGAGCGCUUCAGCCUCUUCACUCGCUUCAUCCCUUUCCUCUAAAGCCGCCUCCGCUUCCUCUGCUGCCUCAGGAGCCGCUGCAUCUGCCUCGUCCUCUGCAGCUUCGGUCGCCAGCUCCGUUUCUUCUCAUCUUUCAAGUGCAACACACUCAGCCGGUUCUGCAGCCGGAUCCGCAGCUGGCUCAGCUACCUCGGCCGCUGGCUCUGCUGCCUCAUCCGCCGGUUCUGCCGCUUCGUCUGCCGCAGGCAACCCUGCGCCCAUGGUCACUGUGGCUGCUAAUGGGCUCGCUGGCAUCGCUGGUCUUGCCGCUGUCAUGCUGUUGUAA
This is a messenger RNA of Exophiala spinifera, 981 nucleotides long. RefSeq lists its product as uncharacterized. The record is from RefSeq and is a predicted model, not a curated record. Lineage: Eukaryota; Fungi; Ascomycota; Eurotiomycetes; Chaetothyriales; Herpotrichiellaceae. The transcript has 4 exons. The coding region runs from base 1 to 981 and encodes 326 amino acids.